Molecule: messenger RNA, 1186 nt
Organism: Caenorhabditis elegans
Lineage: Eukaryota; Metazoa; Nematoda; Chromadorea; Rhabditida; Rhabditidae
Source: the annotation of a RefSeq genome assembly
AUGAAGUGUCUACUCCUCCUUUUCGCCUUUAUAGGCCUCGCCACGUGUGCAUCCUUCUCAAUUCCCACACGAAGUGUUAGCUCAUUGAGAGCAAAACUUAUCCGUGAAGGAAGAUAUCAGGAGUUCUUGGCUCAGCAGAAUGUGGCGAGAACUUUGCAGCUGAAACAAGGAUCCCAGCCAUUUAUCGACUAUAUGGAUGAUUUCUACCUGGGAAACAUUAGUGUAGGAACACCAGGCCAAACCCUGACUUUAGUCCUUGACACCGGGUCUUCCAACCUCUGGGUUAUCGAUGCCGCCUGCAACUCCGAAGCUUGUAACGGAGACCCAAAGUCUGGAUUCGCAAAGCAUAAAUUCGACACAAAGGCAUCGUCAACUUUUGUCUCGGAAACUAGGAAGUUCUCAAUUUCCUAUGGAUCCGGUUCCUGCUCGGGACACCUCGCUCGCGACACAAUCACCAUGGGCGGCUUGAAAAUCGACAAUCAAGAGUUCGGAGUCGCCGAGACCCUAGCCUCAGUAUUUGCUGAGCAGCCAGUCGACGGAAUCUUGGGACUCGGAUGGCCGGCGCUUGCCGACGAUAAGGUCACUCCACCGAUGCAGAACCUUCUCCCACAGCUCGACGCAAAGGUUUUCACAGUCUGGAUGGACAGGAAGCUUCAAGGAUCGAAUGGUGGCAAUGGGGGUCUUAUCACCUACGGAGCCCUGGAUAGUGUUAAUUGUGCCGAUGACAUCAGUUAUGUACCACUGACGGCUAAGACGUAUUGGGAGUUUGCAUUGGAUGGAUUUGCAGUGGGAAGCUUUUCGGAGACAAAGACAGCCAAGGUAAUCUCCGACACCGGAACCUCCUGGAUCGGAGCCCCUCACUCCAUCAUCUCCGCCGUCGUCAAAGCCACCGGAGCAAAAUUCGAAUGGACCACUGAGCUCUACGUGGUCCCGUGUUCCACAAUGAAACCCAACCUGACCUAGUCUUUACUAUUGGUGGAAAACCUUACAAUGUGAAGUCUGUUGAGUACAUUUUGGAUUUGGGGCUUGGAAAAGGAAAUUGUGCGCUGACAUUCUUCGGAAUGACCUAUAUGGGAUUCGGGCCGUCAUGGAUCCUUGGAGACACUUUCAUCAGGCAGUAUUGUAAUGUAUAUGAUAUUGGAAAUGAGAGAAUUGGUUUUGCGUUGGCGAAGCAUAGUUUUUAGAG